AUGUUCAUUUUGACUUUAUGUGCAGUACUAAUACAGCAUAUUACUGCAGAAUGUGAUUUCAAAUUCAAAUGCUUCGUUAAUCUAAAAAAAAAUUUUGUUGUUACUGAAAGAAAUUUGUUAAAUAUUUCAAGAAUUAAUGUCCUUUUGACAGGUCCAAGAUCAUCUGUCAGCAAACCAAAAUUGCUAACAAAAUGCAAAAUAAGCAAUCGAGCAAUAUAUGAUUUUCAAGUUGAAAAUUUGGACGGAUCAAUGACAGACUUGUCAAGCUACCGUAACAAAGUUAUUUUGCUCAUUAACGUUGCCACAUAUUGUUCUUUCACUGAGCAAUACAAAGACUUUAAUUUGUUGCUCAACAAAAAUAGUAAUGCGUCACUUGUAAUUCUGGCAUUUCCAUGUAAUCAAUUUCAUUAUCAAGAACCAGCUCGUAAUCAUGAAUUACUGAAUGGUUUAAAAUAUGUACGACCAGGAGAGGGCUGGCAACCACAUGAAAAACUACAUAUUUUUGGCAAAUUAAAUGUUAACGGUGAUUCCAGCAAUCCACUAUACAAAUUUUUGAAGGAAGUCUGUCCACAAACAGCUGAAACCAUUGGAAGACGCGAUGAACUUAUGUAUGAUCCAAUUAGUGUUAAUGAUAUUACUUGGAAUUUUGAAAAAUUUCUGAUUGACAAAAAAGGUCGACCUCGUUAUCGUUUUCAUCCUACAGCGUGGGGUAAGGGAACUGAAGUACAGCCGUUUAUCUAUCAAUUAGAAAAUGAAUAA
Messenger RNA from Thelazia callipaeda (thelaziosis nematode), 759 nucleotides. NCBI's taxonomy places the organism in Eukaryota, Metazoa, Nematoda, Chromadorea, Rhabditida, Thelaziidae. The record is from the annotation of a GenBank genome assembly.